UCAUGUGGUCCUACCCCUUCCGUAAUUCAUGCCUUAAUGAAUUACCAUAAGCUUUUUCUCCUUCAACUUUUUUAGCUUCUUCUUCUUGUUCUUCUUCAGCUCAGUGCCCUAUCCACUUUGGUUUCUUCAUCAAUGGCUAAACCAAAGAUGACCAGGACUCAUCACUUCAUCUUCUUUAUCUCCUUCUUCUUCUUCUUCUUCUUCUUCACCAUUUUUCAAUGUGGCAAAUCAUCUCAGUUUGGCUUAGAAGAUGGGCUGUCUUGGCUCAAUGAAGAGGAUAGUGAAGUUGACAUGGUUCAGACCAGGCAUGAUUCCUCAAAUAGUUGUGAUUUUACUUCAGGAAAAUGGGUUUAUGAUCAGUCAUAUCCUCUCUAUGACUCAAGUUGCCCUUAUCUUAGUACAUCAGUCACUUGUAAAAGAAAUGGGAGGCCUGAUUCUGACUAUGAAAAGUGGAGAUGGAAGCCUCAUGCCUGCUCUGUUCCAAGGUUUGAUGCAUUGAGAUUUCUUGGAAAGAUGAGAAAGAAAAGAAUAAUGCUGGUUGGGGAUUCUAUAAUGAGGAACCAAUGGGAGUCUCUUGUGUGCUUAGUACAAGGAGUUAUUCCAAUGGGUCAUAAGAUGGUCCACUAUAAUGGUCCUUCCAUGGCCUUUCUUGCUUUGGACUUUGAGACAUCUAUUGAGUUUACUUGGGCUCCACUGCUUGUGGAAUUGAAGAAAGAAGCUGGAAACAAGAGAAUCCUUCAUUUGGAUAUGAUUGAAGAGAAUGCAAGAUAUUGGAGAAAUAUUGACAUUCUUGUGUUUGAUUCUGCCCAUUGGUGGACUCAUUCUGAUAAAUGGAGUUCGUGGGACUACUACAUGGAAGGGCAGUCUCUAAUCAAGAGUAUGAAUCCAAUGAUCGCUUACCAAAAGGGACUCACCACAUGGGCUAAAUGGAUAGAUUUAAAUCUUGAUCCUCGUAGAACCAGAGUCAUCUUUAGAAGCAUGUCUCCAAGGCAUAACAGGGAUAAUGGUUGGAAAUGCUAUAAACAAAGGACGCCUUUAGCAUUUUUCAGUCACCAACAUAUCCCUGAACAGUUGGUGGCGUUGAAAGAGGUGUUGAGAAAAAUGAGCUUUCCAGUAUAUUUACAAGAUAUCACAACGAUGUCGGCUCUACGUAGAGAUGGGCAUCCUUCUGUUUACAGAAGGGCAAUAAGCCAAGAAGAAAGGCGGCACCCAAGAGACUUUUCCUCUGACUGUAGCCAUUGGUGCCUUCCUGGGGUACCUGAUAUCUGGAAUGAGAUGUUGAGUGCACUUCUUUAGGUGAAGAGUAGGUGUACCAGUGAGUAGAAUGACUCUUCUACUAAAUACUUAGUUGUUUUUCUUUUCUUUGUUUAUUACAGAGUUUUUGAUAAUUAGUAAUGGUUUUGUAUUUUAUGAGGUUGUAUUAUAUUCGAAAUGGUUGAUGGUGUAUUUGUUGGGCAUGCCCCUUCAACCACCUUGAAAUGAUCACUAGGAGGGUUCUUGCUAUUAUUAUUUCA
Molecule: messenger RNA, 1514 nt
Organism: Ricinus communis (castor bean)
Lineage: Eukaryota; Viridiplantae; Streptophyta; Magnoliopsida; Malpighiales; Euphorbiaceae
Product: protein trichome birefringence-like 36
Exons: 5
Coding region: 133-1296 (387 amino acids)
Cellular component (GO): Golgi apparatus
Molecular function (GO): O-acetyltransferase activity
Source: RefSeq, a predicted model, not a curated record